Nasonia vitripennis (jewel wasp) is the source of this 2649-nucleotide messenger RNA. RefSeq lists its product as uncharacterized. Gene Ontology annotation, biological process: DNA repair; telomere maintenance. The transcript has a single exon. Bases 1 to 2649 code for a protein of 882 amino acids. Gene Ontology annotation, molecular function: DNA helicase activity. NCBI's taxonomy places the organism in Eukaryota, Metazoa, Arthropoda, Insecta, Hymenoptera, Pteromalidae. The record is from RefSeq and is a predicted model, not a curated record.
AUGUUAUUGGAUACACUACACGAGCAAUUAGAAUAUGAAGAAAAUCAUGAAAACGCAGAAGAAGAAUGUACACCUAAAACAAAUACAGUACCAAACGAACCCCCAGUACGUCCGUUAUUAACCCAAAAAUCUGAGACGGACCCUUUUUAUGACCAUUACACCAUUUAUCCUUUGCAUGACAAAAAAAAGAAUGAAUCAGAUACUGCACUUUACCAGAUGUUGCAAGUUUCCGCUGCUGCUUUAGAUAACAGAGGAAAAGAUUUAGAUCUCAAAUGCUUUCCUGAUUUAUAUCCUUACGGAAAAUAUGGGCAACAUGCUGAAAGAAAGCCUAAUUUAAGAGAUUUCGAUUAUAUUAAGAGUAGAUUAGCAUCGAAACAUUCACAAUUUAGAUUGAAUAUUCAAUAUCUGUUUUUUUCACUUUACAAUAAUACACUGAGACAAAUAAAUGCUGGAAUAUUUCAAAUGCUUAAUAUCAUCAAUCCAAGGUAUAAGUACACGGUCAAAGAAUUUCUGCAAAUGUUAAAUGAAAAUAAACUAGAUGGUAAUUUAGAUACCAUUUUCUCUCGUUUGCCAGGUACUGAAUCGUAUUGGAAAAAAGUUCGUAAUGAAUUGAGGUGUAUGGCACGCGAGUACGGACCUGCUACUUUCUUUAUCACUUUCAGCCCAGGAGAGUGGAUGUGGUCUGCACUAGCGGAAUAUAUAAAACAAGUAAAUGGGUGGAAUGAUAGUCGUUCUAUUUCGCAAUUAAUAGCUGCAGACCCGGUAUCAACUGCUAGAUAUUUCCAAAAUAAAUUCAAAGCUGUGUUAGCUUAUAUACUAUCUAAGUCAAAUCCGAUUGGAAAAGUUACACAUUAUUACUGGGUCCGUGAAUACCAAGGUAGAGGAUUACCCCAUUAUCAUUGUUUGUUUUGGAUCCAGGAUGCUCCGAUUUAUGGUACAAGUUCGAAUGAAGAAGUGCAAGAGUUUAUCUUACAACAUAUAACAUGUCACAUUCUAGAUAAACAGAUUUCGCCAGAACUUCAUCGUCGCGUCUUAGCCUAUCAACAGCACAAACACAACGAUUAUUGUAUGCGCAAGAAACAGACAAAAACUGGAUUUUCAACUGCUUGUCGUUUCGGAUUUCCUCGCCCCGUAACUGAUAGAAUAAUUUUAAGAGACGUAUCUGUUGCUAUUUCGAAUCGAAAUAAAUUAAAAAAUAAAUCUCGAUUUUAUGAUUUACCUAGAACAACAGAUGAACAGAAUAUUAAUGAUUAUAUGCCUGCUCUAUUGCUCAUUUGGGAAGGAAAUAACGAUGCUCAAUAUAUUGGAGAAUCUUCUUAUUUGUUGACCAAAUACGUAAGCAAAUAUGGUACAAAAGGUGAAAAGAGCAAUUUAGAUUUCGCAGAUAUACAAUCAAAUAAACCGUUGUUUAACCGUCUUUGGGCUUUUGCUGUACGUGCCUUACAACAUAGAGAAUGUGGAGCGAUUGAAGCCGCUGAUGUUUUGUUAGGACAUCCUUUGCAUAGUACUGAUCCCGAAACAAUUGUUAAAUGGUUGAAUGUUAAUAUUAUAAGGGGUAGAAAACUAAAGCCAUUUAAUGAAAUCAAAAAUCUUCCAGAAGAUUCAACAGAUUUAUUUUAUGAUUCUUUCAUAGAUAAUCAUUAUCCCAACAGACCAAAGGAAUUAGAUUCAUUAUGUUUGUAUGAUUUUGCUAAGUGGUUUGAGAUUUCAAAGAAAAAACCAAUUUACAAAGCUGAGUAUUAUGAAAUGUCAAACGGCUUGUAUUGUAAAAAACGCAAGAAACCUUAUUUAAUAAAUCACUAUCAGUUUAAUCCAAAUAAUCAGUUAGAAGCUUACUACCAUGCGUUGUUAUUAUUAUUUAAACCUUGGAGGGAUUUAGAUGAAUUAAAAGGUUCUGACGGAACAUAUUGUGAAUCUUUUAAAAAACAACAGCAUGAGCUAGCACAAGCGAUGAAGUACCAUGAGAAAUGUACAAUUAUACAAGAAGCUAUGGAUAAUAUGAAUAAAUUAAUUCAGAAUCAAUUAGAACAAAGUGUAGCAGAUACGCCCAAAAAUUCAGCUCAUAUACCUGAUGGCUGUGUACCGAUUGAAGUAGAAAAUGCUAUGAAUGAUUUUCAAGCUGUUGUAGAAAAAGCUAUUAUUAGUAAACAAGACCUACAAAACUCGAUUGCGAAAUUUAAUACAGACCAGCUAAGAGUUUUCAACAAAAUAACUUCAGUUAUACAAUCAAAUAGUAAAAUACUAAGAAUGUUUGUAAGCGGUCCUGGAGGAACGGGUAAAAGUUUUGUCAUUGAAAAUUUAGUUUCAUGGAAUAAAAUACACCGUUGUAAAGAUACAGCCGUCACAGCUCCUACUGGAAUUGCUGCAUAUAAUAUCCAAGGACUUACAAUUCACAGAUUAUUGCAACUUCCAGUAGAACACGGCGGCACAGCAGAGUAUAAAGAAUUAUCUGGACCAGCUUUAAAACAAAUAAGACUUCCUCCAGUUCGCGAAGAUUUUGUAUUUGUUGGAAUGAAAAAAAAACAAAUUGAUAAGUAUAUCAAAUCGAUGAUUACUUUUAAUUUGUGGGAGCUAUUCGAAUAUGAUGAAUUAACAAUCAACAUGAGACAAAAAAAUGAUCAAGCACUCAGAAAUUCUUUCGCGUAUUAG